CGCGAACUGGCCGACACUCAUUAGCACAACGUAGCAGAAGUGUAACGGUUUCUCCUUUUGCUAAGAAUCUCGGAAAUUUAAUUAUUACUUUUCACCCGAACUUUUUAAGAAAAUCGUAUCAUCGAAAAGAGCUUUUAGAAAACAUGCCACCAAAAAGAAGAGGACGUCCUCCCAAGGCAAAGCCAGCAGAAACAAAUGAAGGAAAAGAGACACCUAAGAAAAAGCGAGUAAAAGAACCAAGUGACAAAGUGGAAGUUGACGAACCCGUUAGAAAAAGGACAAGAAUUCCUAAAUCAAAGAACCAAAGUUAUGAUGAAACUGAAGAUUAUUCAAACAGUGAAAUUGAACAAAAGGAAAAGGCUGGGAAAAAAAAGGGAGCUAAGAAAGAUACGAAAGCUAAGAAAGAUACGAAAGUCAAGCCCAAAAUCUCAGACGAAAAUACUGAGCCAAUUCAUGAAAAGUAUUUAAGAAUAACAAAUAAAACAGAAACUAAUCUUAAUGAGAUUGAUUUCGACUGUCAUAAAGAAAAUGCUGAUGGUGAGAAGGCAGAUUUGAAAAUUUGUUCAUGGAAUGUUGCUGGCAUUCGAGCGUUGGUAAAGAAAAAAGGGAUGGAAUACUUAUUGAAAGAAGAUGCAGACAUAAUUGCUUUGCAAGAAACAACUUGCGGAGCGUCAGAAAUGCCGCAAGAAGUUAAUCUCGAUGGCUACUAUAGUUAUUAUACUGACAGUGUCAAAAAUGAUUAUUGCGGGGUGGCUUUAUUAUCUAAAGUUCAACCUAUUGGAGUUACGGUUGGUUUACAGGAUGAAGAAUUGGACACCGAAGCAAGAGUAAUGACUGCUGAAUUUGAUACAUUUUAUUUAGUCAAUGUUUAUGUACCAACUGCUGGUCAAAAUUUAGUAACACUACCAAAACGUUUAAAGUUUAAUCAAGCUUUUAAAUGGUAUGUUCAAGGACUUGACAAAAAGAAACCUGUCAUCAUUUGUGGAGAUAUGAACGUUGCCCAUCUUGAGAUUGAUUUAAAAGAUUCUAAAAAUAACAGAAGAAACGCAGGUUAUACUACAGAAGAACGUAAAGAUAUGACUGAACUUUUAGAAUCUGGAUUUGUUGACAGUUUUAGAUUUUUGUAUCCUGAUAAAACUGAUGCUUACACAUACUGGCAUUAUUUUUAUAAUUCUAGAGGAAAAAAUAUUGGAUGGAGACUGGAUUACUUCUUGGUUUCAGAAAGAAUAAAAAAUAAAAUAUGCGAUAUAGUCAAUAGAGACAAAGUUUAUGGUAGUGACCAUUGUCCUGUUAUUUUUUAUGGUAAAUUGUCAUAAGAGAAUAAAACAAAUUAAAUAAAUUAAAUAAAU
Trichogramma pretiosum is the source of this 1349-nucleotide messenger RNA. RefSeq names its product DNA-(apurinic or apyrimidinic site) lyase-like. Gene Ontology annotation, cellular component: nucleus. Gene Ontology annotation, biological process: base-excision repair. NCBI's taxonomy places the organism in Eukaryota, Metazoa, Arthropoda, Insecta, Hymenoptera, Trichogrammatidae. The transcript is spliced from 7 exons. Bases 144 to 1316 code for a protein of 390 amino acids. Gene Ontology annotation, molecular function: phosphoric diester hydrolase activity; DNA binding; double-stranded DNA 3'-5' DNA exonuclease activity. The record is from RefSeq and is a predicted model, not a curated record.